Vitis vinifera (wine grape) is the source of this 794-nucleotide messenger RNA. Its product is annotated as bifunctional adenosine 5'-phosphosulfate phosphorylase/adenylylsulfatase HINT4. The coding region runs from base 103 to 540 and encodes 145 amino acids. Gene Ontology annotation, molecular function: catalytic activity. The record is from RefSeq and is a predicted model, not a curated record. The transcript has 7 exons. Lineage: Eukaryota; Viridiplantae; Streptophyta; Magnoliopsida; Vitales; Vitaceae.
AUAUUGAGUUUGUCGUAUUUAUUUUGGAAGAUUUAUAUGUCGUGAAGGUGUGAGGGGGGCAAUAAAACGGUUACUCGGAAUCAGCCGCGUGGAAUUAGGGCAAUGGCUGGAGCAUCUUCGCCCUGCAUCUUCUGUCAAAUUGCCCGCUCUUACACCUCCACCACUCUUCUCCACUCCGAUGACAAGGUGGUUGCAUUUCAAGACAUCAACCCUUCCGCCUUCAGGCAUUACUUGGUAAUUCCUGUGGAGCACAUCGCAACUGUUAAAGACCUCCAGAGGAGAGCUGAAGAUUAUUCGUUAGUUGGUCACAUGUUAAAUGUGGGGCAAACCCUACUACACAGAGAUGCACCUCAUUCCAUGGAGUACAGAUUGAUCCAGAGAAGCUACUCUAGACUUCAGUUACCACCAUUAGCUGUUGGAGUGUCCAAGAGCCAUGUAUUAUUGAAAACUUUGGCUUUCAUCGGCCUCCAUUUAACAGUGUUAACCAUCUGCACCUCCAUUGUUUGGCACUUCCUUUCACACCUAGAUGGAAACGUGUAAAAUACUUGUCUUUGGGACCGUUGGGUGGAUUCAUUGAAGCUGAGAAGUUGUUGGAGAAGAUAAAGCCAUACCCCGAUCUCUAAAGUGUGACCGUAUUCAAUUACCUGUCAUUUAGUUUAUCUUCUGUUUUGUUUAUUGAUUUUCAAUUGUAAGUUCUCAUACAAACGGUUCUCACUUUGCAAAUAAGUUUAUAUAAAUUUUGUAGCCUAUCAAAAUAAUAAUAAUGAUAAUAAUAAUAAUAAUAAUGUGAUGAA